This is a messenger RNA of Astrephomene gubernaculifera, 1889 nucleotides long. Lineage: Eukaryota; Viridiplantae; Chlorophyta; Chlorophyceae; Chlamydomonadales; Astrephomenaceae. The record is from the annotation of a GenBank genome assembly.
CGUUUAUCGGUUUUAGCGUUUGCGUCUAUCGCUACCAUGAAGCUUGACUUUUGUUCUGCUCUUUGUUCCUAGGAGUUUGCUGCUUUUUGGCGGGGCUACGCGAGGAGCGCUCUGCUCCUCGUCGGGACAUCUGAUCACUUCCAAUUACUGUUAACAACUAUACAAAUUUAGCCAUGUCAAGCGCGAACGGAACUGCGUGGGUGCUUCAGGCGGCGCUUCAAGGCCUAUCUGCGCCCUCUGGCAAGGACUAUAUAGCAGCAGCUCGAUUUUCUGGACCAAAGCCCGGAUAUGUCUUCAAGACGGGAGAGCAUGGCCUCGGGUACUACCUUGACCCUCACCAGGCGGAUUCCCAGCACGAUGGCGCCUCCGGCUCCGCUGCGGGCCCAAGCGGCAGCGGCGGCGCUGGUGCAGGUGGCAGCGGAGGAGAGGGCGGUCAUCAGCAGCAAGAGCUUGACCCUGAGGAGCUGCUGCGUCAGGCGGAGGAGGAGGCUAACAUCGACCAGAUCCAGGUGUUGGAUGCCAAGUCACUGCGGCGGCUGGUGGCGGGGCUGGACAAGAAGUACAAGGAGAACAUGUCGCUGCGACUCAAGUACUCGGAGCAGCCCGACCGCUUCCUGGACUCGGAGGUGGACCUGGACGAGCACAUCAAGUCGCUCAUGCAGGUAGCCGGCAGUCCCGAGCUGUACCCGGUGCUGCUGGAGGGCGGCUGCCUGCCCACCCUGCUGGCGCUGCUGGCCCACGAGAACACCGACAUCGCGGCGGAUGUGGUGGAGCUGCUGGCGGAGCUGACGGGGGCGGACGCCGCCGAGGAGUACGGCCCCGAGGCUCGCGGGCUGGUGGAGGGGCUGGUUGAGGCCAACGCGCCGGAGCUGCUGGUGCAGCGGCUGCUGGGGUUCAGGGAGGAGGCGGCGGAGGAGGAGGCGCGCGCGGUGCACAACUGCCUGGCGGUGGUGGAGAACAUGGUGGAGAUCCAGCCCGACCUCUCCUCCCUGUUCGUGGAGCGCACCCGGCUGCUGCCCUGGCUGCUGCGCCGCCUCAAGCGCAGGGACUUCGACACCAACAAGCAGUACGCGUCCGAGAUACUGGCCAUACUCAUGCAGGGCUCCCCCUCCAACCAGGCCCGCCUGGGUGCGGAGAACGGCAUCGACCUGCUGCUGACGUGCGUGGCGCAGUACAAGAGCCGCGACCCGGCCCCGGGCGAGGAGGAGGAGUACAUGCAGAACUGCUUUGACGUGCUGUGCGCCUGCCUCAUGCAGCCCGCGCACAAGAGCGCGUUUGUAAAGUCGGAGGGUGUGGAGCUGAUGCAGCUGAUGCUGCAGUCACGGCGGCAGUGCCGCUACGGCGCCCUCAAGUGCCUGGACUACGCCGCCACCCGCUUCCCGCCGCCCGCGGAAAAACUGGUGGACCUGGGCGGACUCAAGCAGCUGUUCGGGCUGUUCAUGGGCAAGGCGAAAGUCAAGGGACCCAUGGGCGAGCACGAUGUGGAUGCGGAGGUGGAGGAGCGGUGCGUGUCGCUGCUGGCGUCCAUGCUGAGUCAGCUGCCGGGCGGGGGCGGGGGCGGGCGGGGCGGCAGCCGGCGGGAGCGGCUGCUGGCCAAGUUCGUGGAGGCGGAGUGGGAGAAGACAGACCGGCUGAUGGAGCUGAUGUUCAGGUACCAGGCCCGGGUGCGUGCGGAGGAGAAGCGGCUGGCGGCGGCGCUAGCAGAGGCGGACGAGGGGGAGCAGGUUGACGAGGAGGAGCUGCUGCUUGCGCGCAUGGACGCGGGUCUGUUCACGUUGCAGCAGUGCUGCCUCAUCUUCGGCAACCUGUGGGCCACGGGGGACGUGGGGCUGCGGCGGCGGCUGCUGGGGGCGCUGCACCAGAAGGGGCAGACGCUGGGGCCAGUCAGG